Molecule: messenger RNA, 1969 nt
Organism: Drosophila persimilis
Lineage: Eukaryota; Metazoa; Arthropoda; Insecta; Diptera; Drosophilidae
Product: transmembrane protein 64
Exons: 4
Coding region: 342-1466 (374 amino acids)
Source: RefSeq, a predicted model, not a curated record
AAUAAAUGUCAACCAUAAAAUCGUAAAUUUAAUUGAAUUAAAACAAUAACAACAACGGCAAGCAACAACAAGUUCUGGGACUCUCGGUUGCCUUGCCAUUUCUGACAUAAAACACUCGCCUCGCAUACAUUAUUUUUGUUUAAACUGUGACAUAGUACAACUGCAACAGUAACGAACAGCUGUGCUUCAGCGCCGAUGCGGGUGCAUAAAAGUGAAAUUUCGUACGGGCUGGAGAGCAAACAACGCAAAAGUAAAAGAGAAACCGAAAACGAAGAGGAGGCACAAGCAGACACAGGGAAUCCAACGAGAGGCCACUGGGAAUACUGACUCUCAGCGCAGCCAUGACGCCGACUGACUACAGCGUCAGCAACAGCAACAACAACACCUACAGAUAUGCCAACAACAACAGCAUCCUCCAAAAGUCAGCCUCCAAUUCCCCCACAGCCACCGCGCCUUCCAACGCCUUCCUAGAGAUGGAAUUGGCAACCAACGAAGGAAAUACAUCCUCUACGUCUGUCACAGCAUCCUCGCCCCUGCCUGCACUGGACAGUUCCGUGAAUGUCAACGAGGAUAGCACAGAGUGCGAUGCUUUCCUCAUUGGCAGCGGGGGGAGCAGUAGAAACAGCGGGUCGGCCAGCGGCAGUAGGCGAACCAACCGCCAAUCCUCCUCGCUGUACCGCGGCAAGAUGCGCAACUCCUGUUGGGUGCGCGCCCACUCGUUUGUCACCCGCAACUGGUACUUGGGGUGCCUGGUGCCCGCCUCCAUCCUGGGCGCCCUGCUCUUCGUAGGCUGGAUGGCCCGCGACUAUGCCAAGCAGCUCCUCUUCUGGAUUGAGACGCAGAACGCCUGGCUGAUCUUUGCCGUCUUCAUGGCCCUCUUCACGGUGGUCAGCUUUCCCAUCGUUGUCGGCUACUUUGUGCUGCUAAUCACGGCCGGCUACCUUUUUGGCUGCCUGCGUGGAUGGUGCACAGUGAUCCUGGGAGCGAAUCUCGGCAUAGCCAUUGCCCAUGCCACCAUUCGGAGCUGUCGUCAUCGGAUACCAGUGCAGAAGCUGAUCAAGAACGAUACUGGUCGGGCCAUACUGCGCGUGAUAUCUGGACCGAGGGCCUUCCGUGUGGUGCUCUUCACGCGCCUUACGCCCAUCCCCUUUGGACUGCAAAAUGUGAUAUUCGGAAUCAGUUCCAUCAACACUAGAGACUACCAUGUGGCCACCUUUCUGGGCCUGCUGCCGGCCCAGACCAUCAACGUCUAUCUGGGCUCCACCCUGCGGUCCAUGCACGAAGUCCUCAACGACAACGACACCAAGCUGACGGGGUACAUUAGCUUUGUCGUCGAGGUUAUCUGCGGUGUAAUUCUGAUGUUUUGGGUGGUGCAGAAGGCGCGCAAGGAACUGUCCGAGACGCUGCUCACAGCGGACUUCAGCAGCAGCAGCAACGAGGGCAAGCACCCGGACAUCCAGGUAUAGCAGCGUGCCUGUGAGGAGGACUGCCCCCAGGCGAUGCCCGAGAACUGCCCGAGCCCGACUGAAUCUCCGCAAGAGUCGCACAAGACUGCAUCUGUGCAUUAACUAGUUUUCAUAAGUGGAACUGGAGUUGGAAUUGUUUUAGAUUAAGAGUAAUUUGGAGAAGUUCAGGUGAUGCCAUUGAUGCCAAACAUUAAGCUAUCGCUACCUUUGUACAGCUACGCUACGGAUAUCGGUUUAUUAUUAUCCAUGACACCCACAUGCACAUGCCCUCCCAAUGACACAUCCCGCACAUCCACACACACACACACACACACACACACACACACAAACUGAUCAGACUAAGGAUAGAUAGGUAUAUACAUAUACAAAUGUAUACUAUGAUUAGGAAUAUCUACAACUAAAUCGAAGAAGCCUCGCUAUUGCGGUCAUAAUGCUGCUCUAUAAACGUUGUUCAAUUACUAGCGGAUAAGCUUAGCCAAUAAAUGAGCCAAUCGGAAGUACAA